AACGCAGCUUUACAGUCCAAGAACUAUACGCAAACACAGAGUAAGUUUAAGUCAUUUUUCGUAUGGGCCACGAGAGUUUUUAAGUGGACUUUGUUAAAUGGUUUACAGCUGAGAGCUCAGCAUUAUAAUCCAGACUUUAUUUAAUAAGCAGCCGCGGUGGAUUAAAAUGAGCAAGAACAGUGUGGCUCCUACGGCUCGCUUAGCCCACAAUGCAGGCGCCCUUGCAUACCAUCACGCAGCCAAGAAAGAAGACGACCACAACGUACCGACACAUCCCCAGUUGUCAAAGUUGGUUGACCUAAUUCUUCGCGAAACUCCUCAAGAUCUGAAAAAUUUCCUGGCUAGCAAUCAAAAUUGCGACCAGCUUCGCAACAAGUUAGAUCACAACCAGAUGGCUGCAAUGCACUACGCUGGCCAGCGAAUCCAGCCGGGAAGCAGAGAAAUUGUUCGAAUUUUGGUUGACAAAAAAUUCGAUCUAAGUUUAAAGCAGCCCUCAAGCGGCAAAACGAUUUUGCACUUCGCAAUUGAGCAUGACAACACGGCAUUGGUUAAGUUUCUGAUUGGUCAGAAAAGUGUGAAUGUAACAGAAACUGCCUACGCGAGCAUACGGUUGCCGGAAGGCAUGACCCACUCGGCUGGAAACAACCUGCUGCAUUUUGCCGUUGCCAGAGGAAAUCGGGAUCUUGUGGAACUUGUGUCCACAGAUAAAAAGACAAAAUCUCUGUGUGAAGCCCGCAAUCAACUUAGUUUGACCCCUUUAGAGCUAGCUAUGAUGCUAAAAAAUGAGCAAAUUUCGAAGAUACUUCUGGGUAAAAUAACCGGUCACGUGAACGAAAGUUUGAACAAAAUGGGGGAUCCUUUAUUGCAUUGGGCUAUCAAAAUGAUCGACUUGAAAUUUCUCGAAACGAUUGAUUUUCUAAACCAAAAUCAGACUCUUGACCUGAGAUGUACGAACCGAUUCGGACAGUCGAUUUUGAGUUAUUUGGUUCGCUUGGAUAAAUUUGACGAAAUCAAAUUCGUGUUUCAAGUUAUGAAAACUCCGAAUUUGCGACGUGAGCUGGCGAAACUAGCAGACCGCGACGGGACAACGGCUUUGAUGUUCGCUAUCAGAAAAGCAAACACAGACAUUGUGAAGUUUCUGAUGGAUGAAGGCGCAGACGUGAACCACGUGAACGAAGAAGGCUUCACACCUCUGAUGACAGCCUGUGUGCAUAACAAGGACAGUGUGAUUGUGGAUCUGCUGAUGGAAAGGGGGGCUGGAACAGACCAGAUUAACUCGGCAGGACAGACGGCGCUCCAUCUCCUAGCCCAGGCCACUCACAUUCCGUCGAUGCUGAAUGUGAACCUGCUCAAAGCCAAACUGCUUGUGGAAGAGUACGACGCCUCCGUCGACAUAAGCACGGGGGGAUCCAGUGCACCAACUGCUCUCUUCACGGCCAUUCUGAGUGGAAACUUCCCCUUCACUCAGUACCUGUUGCAGGCGGGUGCGGACGUUAAUUUAUGCAACGCCAACAACGAGUCAGUUCUGUUCAUAGCUGUUACGCAAUCCAACAGCCAAUUAUGCAAUCUGCUGCUUGAACACAACUCCCAACUCAGUUUGCAAGAUUCUCUUUACGGCCAGUCAGUUUUUCACAUCGCAGCUUCACUUUUUGCCACUAAGGAGCAGCUCAAAGUCUUGUCGAGAAUGUUGGCUAUGGUCAAAUCAGCCAAACGUUGGGGUGCUGGCAGAGGCGAGAACCAACGAAGGUCUGUUUUGGACUUGCAGGAUUCUGCCGGGCAAACUCCUCUCCAUAAGGCGGUGAUUGCAGGAAAUCUUGAAACGCUCGGCUUACUUCUAAAAUCUGACGUGCGCACGGGGCUGUACUUGAGUGUGGUUGCAUUGUGCUUGGGGGGGAUGGUGCUGGAAGUGGUGCCACUGGUGCUGCUCAAAUCCCUCUACUGGAGCAGGGUAUCCAACUGGUACGAGUUCGCCUUCUUCGCUGUCAUCACACUCACACUCGUAGUCUACUACUUCCUAGUCACAGAUGCUGAGUUUGGGGAACACGUGCCCUCUGACGCCAGCUGGUUCCGCCUGACUGUGGUGCUGUUCCUGCUGUGGAUCAACGUGGGGUUCCACAGCCGGCAAAACCAGUACUUCGGCAUCUACAUUGUCAUGCUAUUUGGCAUCCUCGCCACAUUCUUCAAACUACUCUUGCCACUAGCCUUCUUUCUCCUCGCCCCUGCCCUUUGCCUCUACGUCAUCAACCCAGACUCAAACCCCAACUUCCGAACUCCAGUCAACUCGGCCUUCAAGAGCUUCUACAUGGUGAUCGGAACUUACGCUGGGGAUGAGAAUGAAAACGCAAUCGGAAACUGGAUCGAAGUUCUUCAGGCGUUUUUGGCACUUUUCUUCAUCUUUUUCGUGACAAUAGUGAUGAUGAAUUUGAUCACUGCAGUGGCUAUCGGCGAUGUACAGGCCGCAGAGAAAAACGCCGAAGAAACCAAAUUAGAACUCUCUGCAAAUCUCAUCAUAGAGACUGAGUUCUUCAGACGAAAAAUACUGCGUCGUGGAAACUCGAAAAACAAGGGCCGAAACAACGAACUGUGGAAGCUAGACGACUCAAGGUCAUUCGGACUAACGAGGAUAUUCGAAGGACUCUGGGGUAGAUCCAUUCUGUCCAAGUCCAGAAUAAUCCAGGAGAUAAGAGAGCGAUACUUGAAUAAGUACGACUUCGACCUGGUCGAACAAGAAAUGGAAACUGCGAUGCUCUCAACCGCAAGCGGCCUGAAUAUGAAAGAGCUGCAAACAGUAAUCGAGCGUGAGCUUAGAAAACAGCAGUUGUCCCUAGUAAGAGCACUCAAAAGCGAUUUCGAGCCGAUUUCAGAGUCUAUUGAUAAACUAAACGAUCGUCAAAACAUCACAAAUGAGCAGUUGACAGAAAAAUUUGAAACAACCAUUCAAAACAUGUCGGAAGAUAUUAAGAAAUUUGUGCCGAGCGACCAACAGCUGGGAUAUGAACAGAAGUUGAAUUCGCUUUUAAACAUGGGCGCAACCAGAAAGAAAAUCGAUCAAUUUGACGGUGAAUUGUCGGAGCUGAAAAACUACAUGGGAAAAAUUGAUAGACGACUGGCCGAUUACAAAGAAUUUAUUGACGACACACCUUUGGAAUCCAUGGUCGAUUUGCGCAAACGUGGAAGACAAUCGAAGCCAUAAAAAAAACAGAAUUUGGCAAAAAAAAAUUGAUAUCUGACAGGUUGUAGAAUGUCAAAUUGUUAUUUAAGCAAGUAAGAUUGUACAUUUUGUAAGAUGUAAAAAAAGUAAGAUUGUACAGUUUGUAGUUUUUCAGCACUCAAAUUGAA
This is a messenger RNA of Symsagittifera roscoffensis, 3339 nucleotides long. Its product is annotated as transient receptor potential cation channel subfamily A member 1 homolog. Gene Ontology annotation, cellular component: membrane. The record is from RefSeq and is a predicted model, not a curated record. NCBI's taxonomy places the organism in Eukaryota, Metazoa, Xenacoelomorpha, Acoela, Convolutidae. Gene Ontology annotation, biological process: transmembrane transport; monoatomic ion transport. Gene Ontology annotation, molecular function: protein binding; monoatomic ion channel activity.